Stylophora pistillata is the source of this 1032-nucleotide messenger RNA. RefSeq lists its product as uncharacterized. The record is from RefSeq and is a predicted model, not a curated record. Gene Ontology annotation, cellular component: nucleus; motile cilium. Gene Ontology annotation, biological process: spermatid development; axoneme assembly. NCBI's taxonomy places the organism in Eukaryota, Metazoa, Cnidaria, Anthozoa, Scleractinia, Pocilloporidae.
CGGCCCUUCGAAAGACACAUGUUGAACACCCAGAUGCGCCAUGCACCAAUGAUUUAUUGCAUUUGUUAUCUCGCGAUGACAACCGUUCUUGACAGCUUUCAAUUGUUAACCAAGUUACGCGAGUAUUUCAUGACAGAGACUGUUUGUGUUAGUGACGUCACUGAGUCGCAAUAUACUCAGUUGCAACUGUCGAUCUUCGGGAACCUCUCUACCACAUAAUUUUGCUGCUGGUUCGAUUUUUCUCACCGACUAUAGAAUAACAUGGGUGGGAAACUUGAUAAAAACAAAAGAGACAAGAUAAUCGAAGAUGAUUUUGUAGAUGUAGACAAGUUUUCAGGAGGCUAUGAUGAAUUCGGCGAGCGGAAAGGUGAAGGAGCGUAUUUCUUCGCUAAUGGGGAUAUUUACGAUGGAGAUUGGAAGAAGGGCAAGAAGCAUGGCUAUGGAACUUAUACAUAUGCAAAUGGUAAAAGCAUUAAAGGAUGGUUUUACAAGGAUCAAUUCAUUGGAUCAGAGCCAAACGAAAAGUUAAAGAAAAAAUUGAAAAAGAAAAAUAAAAAAUGUGAAGAGGAUGCCGCAACGCUGCCUCCACCAGCAAGUCUUGUAUUUUCCUCGACCGCAGGCAAAACCUCCAAGCCCCUGCCCACAAUUCGUAAAUCCACCAGCCACGAAGACGUUUUCACAACCGAACGGGUCGAGCCCGAUGGAUUCCGACGGACGAAAAGUGAACGCCGUGCAAAGAGCGCCUUUAAGAGGAAUUACAGACUUCCCAGCAAAGAAGAUGAAAAGAUGGAACGAAAGAGAAGCUUGAGGCUAAGGCAGUCAAUCCGUGCGAAAUAUGGUUUACCAGAUCCUUCAAGAAAAAAUCCCUUUCUUGGUAGUUCUGACUAGGUGUGAAUUGAUAAUAAUUUCCAAAUGUAUUUAUUUAUGAACCAUUUAGAUCUUUAUAGCGGGGCUUUCACGCGCGCUUCGCGCGCGUGGGGCAGAGCCCCAUACCCAUGGAAUACGGUCAACCUCUUUUCGUUUGGUUGUCAC